Drosophila simulans is the source of this 7777-nucleotide messenger RNA. RefSeq names its product potassium voltage-gated channel protein Shab (gene Shab). Bases 673 to 5523 code for a protein of 1616 amino acids. Gene Ontology annotation, biological process: protein homooligomerization; potassium ion transmembrane transport. The record is from RefSeq and is a predicted model, not a curated record. Gene Ontology annotation, cellular component: voltage-gated potassium channel complex; membrane. Gene Ontology annotation, molecular function: delayed rectifier potassium channel activity; protein binding. The transcript is spliced from 14 exons. NCBI's taxonomy places the organism in Eukaryota, Metazoa, Arthropoda, Insecta, Diptera, Drosophilidae.
UGACAUUGGAAGCUUCUCGGUUUUCCGCUUUUCCUGCUGCUCGAGUUUGGAGUUUCCCCGACGCUUUCAGUUCGUGGCUAGACUUUGGAGCGUGCUGUGCUUGGAAAAACUGUCGCGUGUGUCUGUGACAAAUAUUUUCCCUAAAACACAAAUUCUCCUAAUACAAUUGGAAAAUGUAAAGUAAAUAUAUUCCUAUGCUAUAACAGAUAAACACAAAUCAAAAACUUAAUCAACGCUUUAACUAAACCCCCAAACAAAACCCAAAGAAGACGCGAGUGAAGUUAAUACUCUUUAGUUGCUAUUGCCCCACAAAAUGCUGCCAAACCACGCCUGAGCCUCAAUCUCAAUCUCAACCUGAACUAGGGCCAGAACCAGAACACAACUGUGAUCAUAGACAUAACAACGAUAGUGGUGCCGGAGGAAAGCCAUUGGAAACCAGGAGAACCAGCGUCACAGCCAAAGAUGAGGGAAUCCGGGGACACAGCCAGCAGCCUGCCAGACCGCAACUGAGCGAUUUAUAGAUCGCAGAUAAUACAGCGACCGGAAACCAAAAUCAAUUUCCCCGGCAAUAGCAAUCGGCAGAGGAAAAGGGCAGGACAUCGGCCAACAUAGCAGCACAUUCGCCAAAAGGAGGCUGUAAUGACGACAAUUGACGCGAUGUAGCGCAGACUUAUGGUCGGCGAACGCGACAGGGACCGUGAGGCGGUACGCUGGGCAACGGGUGAAUCAACACCGCUUCAAACCAAUAAUGGAGUAUUACAAAUGGUCGGGCAAUUGCAAGGUGGACAGGCUGCUGGCCAGCAACAGCAACAGCAACAAGCGACUCAGCAACAGCAACACUCGAAGCAGCAGCAGCAGCAGCAGCAACAGCAGCAACUGCAACUCAAGCAGCAUCAGCAGCAGCAACAGGACAUCCUGUAUCAGCAACAUAACGAGGCAAUUGCAAUUGCACGCGGACUGCAGGCUGCAACACCUGCCGACAUCGGCGAUAAUCAGCCGUACUACGAUACAAGCGGUAAUGUCGAUUGGGAGCGGGCGAUGGGAGCCGGUGGAGCUGGUGCAUAUGGUGGCAUCGGCAUCGGAUCUCUACCAGCAGCUGGCGGUGCUGCUUAUCACCUUGGGCCAGCUAAUCCCGCAGGCCUCGUUUCUCGUCACCUGGAUUACACUGAUGGCGGCCACCUUGCUGGCCCAUCCGCCGGUCUUCCUGCUGGAGCUGUGGGAUCAGGAGCCGGAGCGGGAGUCGGUGCGGGAGCAUCAGUCACGGGAUCAGGAUCAGGAGUGGGGACAGGAACAGGAACUGGAGCCGGAUCUGGAUCGGGCAGUGGAGCAGCAGGCAAGGAAGUUCGCUACGCCCCUUUCCCAGUCGCAUCACCAACGCACUCGAUUCCCACAACCUCCCAGCAGAUCGUUGGCAGCGUUGGUGGCGGGGGCGUCGGUGGUGCCAGCAGCCAGUCGAUUUCGGGCGGUGUACCCACCCACAGCCAGAGCAACACCACCGGCGCCCUGCAGCGGACACAUUCCAGAUCCAUGUCCUCCAUACCGCCGCCCGAGCCGUUCAUGAUAGCCCAGUCGAAGGCGGUCAACAGCCGCGUGUCCAUCAACGUGGGCGGGGUGAGGCACGAGGUCCUGUGGAGGACGCUGGAGCGGCUGCCCCACACGCGGCUCGGGCGGCUGAGGGAGUGCACCACCCACGAGGCCAUCGUGGAGCUGUGCGACGACUACUCGCUGGCGGACAACGAGUACUUCUUCGACCGACAUCCGAAGAGCUUCAGCUCCAUCCUGAACUUCUAUCGCACCGGCAAGCUGCACAUCGUCGACGAGAUGUGCGUGCUCGCGUUUAGUGAUGACCUGGAGUACUGGGGCGUCGACGAACUGUACCUGGAGUCCUGCUGCCAGCACAAGUACCACCAGCGCAAGGAGAACGUCCACGAGGAGAUGCGCAAGGAGGCCGAGUCCCUGCGGCAGCGCGACGAGGAGGAGUUCGGCGAAGGUAAAUGCGCCGAGUACCAAAAGUAUCUGUGGGAGCUCCUCGAGAAGCCCAACACUAGUUUCGCCGCCCGGGUUAUCGCAGUGAUAUCCAUACUAUUCAUAGUCCUGUCUACCAUAGCCCUGACGUUGAACACCCUACCACAACUACAACACAUUGACAACGGUACACCACAGGAUAAUCCGCAAUUGGCAAUGGUUGAGGCCGUGUGUAUCACGUGGUUCACUCUAGAGUACAUACUUAGGUUUAGCGCCUCGCCGGACAAGUGGAAGUUCUUUAAGGGCGGCCUUAACAUAAUCGAUCUAUUGGCAAUACUCCCAUACUUUGUUUCGUUAUUUCUAUUGGAAACGAAUAAGAAUGCAACGGACCAGUUCCAGGAUGUGCGUCGGGUGGUGCAGGUCUUUCGCAUCAUGCGCAUCCUGCGAAUCCUUAAGCUGGCCCGUCACUCAACGGGCCUGCAGUCGUUAGGCUUUACGCUGCGUAACUCAUAUAAGGAACUCGGUCUACUAAUGCUGUUCCUGGCCAUGGGCGUUCUCAUAUUUUCUUCGCUGGCAUAUUUUGCCGAAAAGGAUGAAAAGGAUACAAAAUUCGUUUCAAUACCGGAAACAUUUUGGUGGGCGGGUAUUACAAUGACAACUGUUGGCUACGGGGACAUCUAUCCCACAACUGCACUGGGAAAGGUUAUUGGUACUGUGUGUUGCAUAUGCGGUGUUCUGGUAAUCGCUUUGCCUAUUCCCAUCAUCGUUAACAAUUUUGCUGAAUUUUAUAAGAAUCAGAUGCGCCGCGAAAAGGCCCUCAAGCGUCGCGAGGCACUCGAUCGUGCCAAGCGCGAGGGCAGCAUUGUCUCCUUCCAUCAUAUCAAUCUGAAAGAUGCCUUCGCCAAGUCCAUGGAUCUCAUCGAUGUGAUUGUCGACACAGGAAAGCAAACAAAUGUCGUGCAUCCGAAGGGUAAAAGACAAAGCACCCCCAAUAUAGGCAGGCAGACCCUCGAUGUGCAAAGCGCCCCAGGCCACAAUCUCUCGCAAACGGACGGCAACAGCACGGAAGGCGAGUCCACCAGCGGGCGCAAUCCGGCCACCACCGGAACCGGAUGCUAUAAGAAUUACGACCACGUAGCCAACCUGCGCAACUCCAACCUGCACAACCGACGCGGAUCCAGCUCUGAGCAGGAUGCAGUGCCGCCCUACAGCUUCGACAAUCCCAAUGCCCGCCAGACCUCGAUGAUGGCCAUGGAGAGCUAUCGGCGCGAGCAGCAGGCUCUGCUGCUGCAGCAGCAACAGCAACAGCAGCAGCAACAGAUGUUGCAGAUGCAACAGAUUCAGCAAAAGGCACCGAACGGAAAUGGAGGUGCAACCGGAGGAGGAGGAGUGGCCAACAACCUGGCCAUGGUGGCCGCAUCCAGUGCGGCAACAGCCGUGGCCACCGCCACCAAUGCCAGUAAUGCCAGCAAUACCGCCCCCGGGUCAGAGGGCGCCGAGGGAGGCGGUGAUGGAGAAGGGGGCGGAGUCGAUGACGACAACCUGUCCCAGGCCAAGGGACUGCCCAUUCAGAUGAUGAUCACGCCCGGGAUUUUACGGGGACGCAGUAAGGAGGAAGUGGCCGAGCUGCGGCGCCAGGUGGCCCUGGAGAACCUGCAGAACCAGCGGAUGGACAACCUGGAGCAGGACGUGCCCGUGGAAUUCGAGUGCUGUUUCUGCACGACCAAGGACUUCAAGGAAUUCACCGACGCGGAGGGCGUGAUCUCGCUGCCCACCUCCGACUUCCACAAGCCGAUCUGUCUGGAGAUGCGACUGGCGGCAGCGGGUCGUCAAGCAGGAGCCUAUGGGCUCCUCUCACCACUACCAGCCCCUCUACCGCCGCUCCAUGGUCCGCUCCUGGCCCUACCCCCGCCACCCCCAUUGCCCCCAACGUCCUGCGCCGCCGUCCUUUUGCCCGCCAUCUCGCAGUCCUCGUCCACAUCGUCGUCCUAUGGCACCACCACGUCCACCACCAUCGCCCUGCCCCUGGAUGUGUCCCUCAGAUACGGGUCCACCAUCUGCAGUUCGUCCAACUUUAACCAUAACUACAACAACAACUUCAACACCACCACAGUCGGCGGUGGUGGCAAUGGGACGCUCCUUUACGGUGGCAACUACAACGGGAGCAAUAACAACAAUGCCGACCUGGCCAGCGUUGAUAGCUCGGAUACCUAUGCCAGCUGCCAAACGCAUCCCUUCCUGUCCCAAGGAGACCUCACGGCCGAUUUCAAUGAUGAGGCCUGCGCCCUGGACAUUGACAUGGAUAACCUGUACAUAAAUCCCCUGGAAAGGGAGCAGCACCAGGGCAUUAGCAGCUCCACAGGCUUCAUUGUGGGCCUGCCAAGCACCAAUUCAUCGGGUGGACUGCGUGCCCAAGUGAAGAAGAGCGCCUCGGGCGAUACGGCCCUCAGGAACUUGGCCGCCGGAGGCGUAGGAGCCGGCGGUCUGAGUCCCCUGGACGACGUCUACCAGAGCUUUGAUGUCCAGGAGCGGGGAAGUCGGGUCAGCUUGAACGAGAACUCAGUGCCAAAGCAUCGGAAGACGCGGUUCCAGCAGAGCUUCACCGCCAUGCGGCCAAGUGGAGCGACCGGAGGCCUUGGAAGCAGUGUCCUGGGGGGCAUGCGACCUCGCGCCCGCUUCGAGGACACCAAGCUGGACGACGAGACGGGCGGUCGGAGGGAGGGAGAACUGGCCGGAAGUUCCGGUAGCCCGGCGGCCAGCGGAUCCGGCGGAUUCAGCGUUCAAGGACCCAAGAAGAAGCGCUCGGUAUUCAUGCCGGGCAAGAGCUUAGCCACUGCCACCAAACUGAUCAACCAGCAUUUGUUUGGCAUACAGAAUGUGGGCGCCAAAGCCAAGUUCGAGAGCAAGCAUUCCUCAUCGAUAGACUCGAUUGACGCCUCGCCCAAUCUGGAGCACCACCGGCGCUCCAAGUCGAUCCUGAAAAACAAGUCUGAUAUCUCGCGCGUCCUGUCCGAUCCGGAGAGCGAGCGUCUCCUGGCGGACAACAUGUCCGGCUCCGGCGUCUCCGACAACGGCACCGUUAUGGGCGAAUCCGGCAGCGAUUACUCACCGAAUAAAUUACCUCAUUCAGUUUUAGCUAAGUCUAUAUCCCCACCACCCCUCAGGCACCGCACCCUAAUGCACCAGCGCUCAGGACCAGCGACCUUGCAAUCGAAGCCCACGAAGUUCCAGACCCCACGCUAUCCCGAGGAGCAGGCGCUGCGCCAGGUGAAGCCGCUGCUUUCGCGAGGAACUCCUUCCACAUCCGCAUCCGCAGGAUCGGCGGAUGGCCAGCAGACCAGGGACAGCAGUCUGGACUCGGAGACGACCUUCACAUCGCCCGUGAGCCAUCGAGCUGGCGAGGAUCCCCCGACAGCUCCUCCGAGCCAAGCUGCAGUGGCUCCUGGCCAGGAGGAUCGUGAGGAGGAGGGAGAAGCAGAAGCCAACGAUGAGCAGAGGGCCCUUCUCCAAGGAGCCGACGCCGAGGAGGCGAAGAGGGCGGGGAACGAGGGCACGUAGCAAUUAGGGACCCACACACAAACCGACACCAAGAAAAUGUAAAAAAGAUAACCUUUUCCAAGGGAAACCCUCACACCACACAACACACACACACACAAAGCAUACAAAGGGAAAACUCAAAGUGAUAGCAAAGUUAGCAAACAUGGAAUGUGAAUUAUAUAAAAGCAAUGAACAGUAUCCUAGUCUAGAGAUGGUGGGACGAUCCCUAGCAGAUCCCCGGAAUUCGAUCUGCGUAUUUUUACAACUAGAGAAGAGAAGGAGCAACCCGAACUGCAAUGUAGGAGAUUCGGAGCCGCGCAAGUCGUACAAACAGCAAAACAGCAAAAUAUUAUUAAUACCAUACGAUAGGUCGAGUAACUCUAAACGUAAAGCUACGGUGUAUAUAAUGCAGAGCCCAAUCCACUCGUGUACAGAGCAACCUUUAUUUACCGCCUUCAGGACACAGCUAACCGAAAGUAUAUAGACGAAGUCACCAAAAAAGCCUAAAUAGCAACAAAUGAAACGGAAAUAUUCAUAUUUUGAAUGCAACUUAUAAGUAUAUACAAUAUAGGAUAUACACGCAUCGCAAUCGCAGCUCGCAUAUUUACACAAUAUAUAUACAAACUAAGCGAUAUAUAAAUAUAGCCCCAACUAUUUUUCAAACCGCGCUCUAAUCCCCGCAGAUCGGAGGCUUGAGGAGUUACAGACGAGGAGGGGAUGCGACACCCCACCCCAGCCCAUCCCAUUAGAUCCCAAUUAGAAUCGCAUGGCCAUGCAUAUAUCUGUAUGUAAAUCGUUCGUUCGCGUAUCGUUCAAAUUCAUAAUGUCAAAAGUAGUUGAAAAUCGUUGGUUCGUUUCUAUAUCUAUAAGUACUUGUGCGUGUGUGUAGGGCUUAGGGCUUAUCGAUAGAGCUUGGCUUGGCUUAGUCCCCUGAUAUAAUCUGAGUUGCCACCUAUGAAGUAGAGAUUGAGGUUGGUUGGGAAAAUGCAAUAUUGCUUGGAUGUAGAUGUUGUUAUUUGUUAUGUGGGUAUGACAAUGCCAUUCGAGGGCAGCCUGAUUGCGGUGCCAUUUAGGUGGCCCAUCUAUCGGAACCCACGGGAUCGCAUUGUACCAACCCACAUACUGUUAGUUAGUUAUGAAGCGUGUGAGUGUUAUGUAUGUUAGUUAGUUGAGUUAGUUAGAUAGUUGAGUCGAUGUUUAGUUCACUAGUCCGUUCUCCGAAUACGUAAGCAAUAAAAUUGGAAAUCCUCGCCAAGGGACUUUCCCCGUUCGAGGAGCGUGUUAGUCAAUUAUUGCAACCCAAGUUGUUUUUCCACAUUCCAUUCAGUGUAUGCGUGCGAGAGUGUUUCGGCUUAGGUGUUCUAGUAUACCGAUUUGGCAGGUUUCCAUAUCCUCCAUGGGUCAUCCCAACCGAUCUGUCCAACUGGCUUGCGUUUGUCCUGUUUAGUUGCCUCUGCUCGGCCAGCGAUGAGCCAGGAUGCGAGUUAGCCUCUUAGAAACAUAUCAGUAAAGGGAAUACGAACUCACUCACUCACACACCCACUCACCCACACCUAACACCUCUCACAGAUACACACGCCCACACCCAAAGCCCCGAACAAACACCACACUGUAAGAAAACGACACAAAUUUUAUUACGAGACGAUAAUAAAAUGUCUCAACGUCCGCUUUUCGAAUUGAUAAGAACACAAGCAAAGAACAAAAGAACUAAGCAAAAAAGAGAAAACCAAUGCAAACACCUUAUUCGAUAACUAAUGUUAAAGCCAAGAACUCGAGGUAAUAUAGUUAAACAUUUUUAGAAAUAUGUGUACGUAUUAACAAAUGCUUGAGGCAUCCAAAAAUUUUGUAAGCAAUUCAUUUAGGAUUAUCUACACGGUUUUUUGGUGAGCACCGGCCACAUUCCGCCACUGCAUAAUAUUAAUUGUAACUUUUGUAAAUAUUUAUUUCAUAUACAAGACCCUAAAUCGAAGUUUCUGUUAUAUUAUUUUGUAAAACAUUUACGCCAGCAGCAAACGAAUUGAACUUAAAUUCAAACUAACGAGAUAUACUAAGUAAAUGACGAGCAGAGCAAAUACACGUGCAAAAGCAACAUGUUAUUAAUAUUUAAAUUAUUUACCUAACGAUACAUACAUUUUAAUGUAGUCUGAUGGCGACGACGAUUGUAAAUCAGCUAAAUUGAAUAACGGAAAUCGUUGACAAGCAUACAAAUUUAUUAAAGCGUAUUUAAAUCUAUAUGAGCGAAAAGUCAUGAAAAUAUAUAAAUCAUUGAGUAACA